AUGGCAAAGACCUUCUGCCAGUUUUCCUGGUGGCCUCUCCAACACUGCCUGUUGCUGCAGUGCCUGUCCAGAGCUCCACACCGUCAUUUGUCUUUCUUCCUGAGGCAAGAGCGGGUGCUGGAGAUCAAUGCCGCAGUAUCUGUGGUUUUGAUAACAGCGCAUGCCCGACGCCGUGGCUUUGGGGCUGUCCCUUGGCAACCAGAGGCUGUAUUGCCGCAACUUCCUUCAGUGAACCCAACAGCUCGCACCAAAGCCACACCGGCAUGGUGGAUGCAACAGCAGGGCAAAGUGAGGGCAACAGUUUGUGGCAGCUGGCAGUGA
Molecule: messenger RNA, 321 nt
Organism: Ostreobium quekettii
Lineage: Eukaryota; Viridiplantae; Chlorophyta; Ulvophyceae; Bryopsidales; Ostreobiaceae
Source: the annotation of a GenBank genome assembly